This is a messenger RNA of Xiphophorus maculatus (southern platyfish), 1428 nucleotides long. RefSeq names its product chloride intracellular channel protein 5-like (gene clic5a). NCBI's taxonomy places the organism in Eukaryota, Metazoa, Chordata, Actinopteri, Cyprinodontiformes, Poeciliidae. The record is from RefSeq and is a predicted model, not a curated record. The transcript is spliced from 6 exons. Bases 205 to 951 code for a protein of 248 amino acids.
ACUCUCUCUGCCCUUCUCACACUCCCUGGCAUUCGUCCCCAGCUGAUCCUCUCACAGAGCUGCCAUGGGACAGAGCGGACAGCGCCGAAUGGCCCUGGAUUAGAGUGCUGAAAAUUGAUACUGCGAACGAUUGCACAGGGGGAAAAAGAAGUAAAUAUUUUUUAACUGUGAUAUCCAAACAAGAAAAGCGGGUUUUUCUUGACCAUGACGGAUACUGUAACCGAGGAAGAGAAGGAUCCUGAUAUUGAAUUAUUUGUUAAGGCUGGGAGUGACGGGGAGAGCAUCGGAAACUGCCCUUUCUCCCAACGUCUCUUCAUGAUCCUUUGGCUGAAGGGAGUAGUCUUUAACGUCACUACCGUCGAUUUAAAAAGGAAACCAGCUGAUCUUCACAACCUCGCCCCAGGAACACAUCCGCCAUUCCUUACCUUUGAGGGAAACGUUCUCACAGAUGUCAACAAGAUAGAAGAGUACCUGGAGGAGAUCCUGGGUCCACCCAAGUAUCCCAGGCUUGCAACAAAGAACCGUGAAUCCAAUGUUGCAGGAAAUGACAUCUUUGCCAGGUUCUCAGCUUACGUCAAAAAUACAAGACCGGAGAAAAAUCGCUCUUUGGAGAAGAGUCUGAACAAAGCCUUGGCGAAACUGGACGAGUAUUUAAUGAGGCCGAUUCCUGAUGAGGUUCAAUCUGGACGGCACAGUGGUGAAGGCCCGUCCAGCCGCAAAUAUCUAGACGGCGAUGAACUGACACUUGCUGACUGCAACCUUCUACCCAAGCUCCAUGUUGUUAAGGUGGUUGCAAAGAAAUACAGAAACUAUGACGUCCCUUCUGAAUUCAAAGGGGUGUGGCGUUACCUUGACAACGCCUACAAGCGAGACGAGUUCACUAACACAUGUGCAGCAGAUGUGGAGAUCGAGCUAGCCUACCAGGCCGUGGCCAAGAGGCUAGAAAAAUGAAGCAACAGCUAAUAACUUCCAGUUAUAAAGAAAAUUACAUCUGCUCCUUACAUGUGAUUUAACAUUUUCAUUGCUUAUUUGUAAGUAUAUCUCACACUAGUAGUUUAUCUCAGUCAAAAUAUGUAUUAAAACAAGAACAAAAGAACUUAGCAUAUUCACAACAGAUGAAGCCAAUGAUACUAGCAUCUAGGUAACAUCUAAAUGUUAAUGAAAAUGAUAACAUAGCAUUGGAAGCUAAUGAAUAUUUAUUAACAAUACAUGGAUUUGUAGGGAUUUUUCUUCAAAAAUAAAGAAUAUGUGAACAAUUAUUUUCAAACAGCAUACAGAACAGAAGCUAACGUUAUUAGCUAUCUUGCUAAUGCUAGCAUGACAUUAGCAUUUAAGCUGAGUGGAUAGCCAAGAAUAAAUAUUAUUUUUAAGCAAUUUUCAAAAAUCCUCCAGAUAUUUUAUUGCAUUAAUUUAUUAUUAUUUAAUUUC